AUGAAGCUCACGCACAACCACAGCGUCGACCGCAAGGCCAUCGACGUCAAGCUUCGCCUCGCAUCAAAACUAACGGAGGAGCAGCUGGGUCAAGUGAAACAGAUGACAACCUUUCAUGGACGAGUUCAGGUAGGUGCCAAGAUGUAA
Ectocarpus siliculosus is the source of this 147-nucleotide messenger RNA. Lineage: Eukaryota; Phaeophyceae; Ectocarpales; Ectocarpaceae. The record is from the annotation of a GenBank genome assembly.